Aspergillus eucalypticola CBS 122712 is the source of this 988-nucleotide messenger RNA. RefSeq names its product carbohydrate esterase family 5 protein. Bases 101 to 961 code for a protein of 286 amino acids. Gene Ontology annotation, cellular component: extracellular region. The record is from RefSeq and is a predicted model, not a curated record. Lineage: Eukaryota; Fungi; Ascomycota; Eurotiomycetes; Eurotiales; Aspergillaceae. Gene Ontology annotation, biological process: carbohydrate catabolic process. Gene Ontology annotation, molecular function: cutinase activity. The transcript is spliced from 3 exons.
CUCCCUUCCUCAUCCACCCAGUCAGUCACUCUUUGAGCAGCGCUCCAUACAUUCUUUAUACAUACACCCCCCAAUCAUUUAUAUACAUCAACAAACCAAAAUGAAAUCCUUCAUCACCCUCUCCCUCCUCGCUACAGCCCUAGGCGCCCCCACUUCCACCCUCCAGGCCCGUCAAUUCGACCUCUCCUCCCUAACCUCCGGCUCCGCAGCCAGCUCUUCCUCCGGCUCGAUUGGAAGUACCGGCACUGUAUCAGAAUCGACCACCGCAUCCAGCGGCCUCAGCGCUCUGGCCUCGCUGUUCCCGUCAUCAUCCACUUCCAGCACUACGGGCAGUACCAGCGGUACUAGCGACAGUAGCAGCAGCAGUGAUGGCCUAAGCAGCCUGCUGAGCAUGUUCUCCAGCAGUGGUAGCGGCUCAUCCACCGAGAACGGCGUGACCCAACACAGCGGCAGCUGCAAGGAACUCACCUUCAUUUUCGCCCGCGGCACCACCGAGAUCGGGAACAUGGGAACCGUCGUCGGUCCGGAGGUCGCUAGCGAAUUGGCCACCUUGACUGGGAAUCAGGUCACCGUGCAGGGUGUGAAUUACCCUGCUGAUUGGGAGGGCAACGCCUCCCUCGGCUCCUCGGGCGGUCCUACCAUGGCCUCAUACGUGAAGGAAGCGCUGCAGGAGUGCCCCAACACCAAGGUCGUGUUGGGUGGAUACUCGCAGGGUGCGAUGGUGGUGCAUUACGCCGCGAACGAGCUCAGCGCGGACCAGUUGUCUGGUGCGGUGUUGUUCGGUGAUCCGUUGAAGAUGGAGAGCGUGGGUAAGUUGUCGAGCAGUAAGGUCAAGGAGUUCUGUGCUACUGGGGAUCCCGUCUGUGAGAAUGGUUUCAAUGUCAUGGCGCAUUUGAGUUAUGGCAGUGAUGCUAAGGAGGCAGCGGAGUUUUUGGUCCAGGCUGCGGGGAUUUCUUCUUAGAUAAAUUUCUGGAUUUGGGGUCGGGGU